UCGAUCGUAAUGCGCAGCAGCAGCAGUGGGAAUAGAAGACAGUAAAACUCGUAUAUGCAAGUCUCACUUUCUCAAGCCUCGGCUCCUCGUGCAGUUUAGAUAUCAGUUGCCCAGCAGCAGCAGCAGCAGCAGUAGCAGUAGCAGUACAGCAGAGCACUCCACAGUACAGUGUCUGACAGUCGAGGUUAAUAGCACCAAUAACAAACCACUGAUCUCUCGCUGCAUAACAGUAAGGCAUAUAGUGUGUAGGAAACUUCGAGUCUCUCUCUUUUUGAUAUCGAGGAACACGUGGUCUCGCGCUCAACUUUUCGAGGCAAAAUGGAUAUAGCGAUGGCAGAUAACAACGACAAUCGUUGCAACGCCGACUCCCAGUCGGAAUUGUUGUUGAAUUCCAACGCAGCCGAGCAGACAACGAACGACGACAACGACAAAAAAGAGGACAGUCCGUUGAGGAACAUUCUGGAUAAUCUGCUGGAGACCAAAACCCCCGAGCCCGAUACCAGAGAAAAGGUCGACUUCAAAGUCAUAUUCAACAAAAAGAAAAUCGACGUGUCCUUUGCCCUCGACGGCACCGUGCUCGAGCUCAAGUCUCACUUGCAGGACAUCAUAUCCGUGCCGUCGACCAUGCAAAAGAUCAUGAUCAAGGGACUCGCCAAAGACGAACAGACCCUCAGAGAAUUGGGUGUGACCAAAAGUGCCAAAGUUAUGGUUGUCGGCUCGAAGUUGGACGACGUUCUCCAAGUGUCGUUACCAGGUAAAUCAGGAGAUGCGCAGGGAGCCAAAGGCGAGUCGUCUGAGUCGAAAGCAGAACCUCUCUCGAAACAAAAACUGCAUCGUAAAAUAUUGGACAAAGGUAAACCAGAAGACGCGAUGCCUGGAUUGAAAGGAAAGCAAAUGUCACUUCCGUUAGAGCCAAUGAAGGGUAUGCUCAAUAAAUCUGGUGGAAAAGUUAGAUUAACAUUUAAAAUGGAAGCAGAUCAGCUGUGGAUAGGAACAAAGGAAAGGACAGAUAAAAUACCUAUGAAUUCGAUUAAAGAUGUAAUCAGUGAGCCAAUUCACGAUCACACUGAAUAUCACAUUAUGGCGAUACAACUGGGACCAACAGAGGCUUCCAGAUAUUGGUUAUAUUGGGUGCCAGCACAGUAUUCACAAGCAAUUAGAGAUGUUAUACUUGGCAAAUGGUACUUUUGAUGGAAUAUCAGAUGUAAUUACUACUAUAAAUAUAUGUGUAAGGAAAAAACUUAGCGUAACAGGACGUGAACAUCAAUACAAGACUAAACUAGUCAGGCAUUUUUAUUAAUUAAAAAAUAAGUAAUUAACUUGUCAUACACUGAGAUUACGCUAUUGAUAGUCAAAGUAAAUGUCCAUAAUAAAGCAAACAAACUGCCUGUUUGAAAUAUAAAUAUUUAAAACUGUUCUUUCAAAUUAAUAUACAGAUUUUAUGGAGUCAAAAUUUUAAGAAAAUUUAUUAUGAAGAUUUUGUAAAUCAAAUUUAUAUUGCAAAAUUUGUCAAUUAGAAAUUAUGAUUAUGGUAACAACAACAAUGCAUAAUCAUAACAAUGCAUGAUGUUCCAAAUGCUUGCAUUUCAUUUUUCUUAUCUUUUAUUAAAUAUCAUGAGUUUUCAAAAAAAUACCGUUCAAACUUAUAGAAAAUUUAUUAAAGUUUUCUCUUGCGUAACUAAAAACGUAAUGAUUGAUAUUUUAUAUUCUUAUAUAUAUUAUAAAUAUAAAUGAAUAUUAUAUUUUACAUCGAGAAUAUUAAUUUCGAGCCUCUAGAUUGCUCGCUGGAUACAUUUUAUGUACGAUAAUUUUUUCGUUCAGUGUUCAUUCUUCGUUCAAAAUAUUGAAAUUAAAGUAAUGUCGUCGUUAUAACAUGCAUCGAUUAAACAUUUUCGUGAAGACAUCAUUCAAAACAUCAUCAUUGAAAAGAGAAUCCUCAAAUUAUAACUUUUAGCGAGCUAUAAUAAAUGCAUGAAUAUCAAACAUAUUAUUAUAAAUAAAAAGUCAAUGUGAGUGUAUGUAACUAGUAAAAUGUAGCUAUUUAAAACCAAUGUAUUUUGAAACGAACUAAAGAUGGUAAAUUUUAUUGAGUUGUGCAUGCUACGACUACUGCUCAAUUUGUUGAAUUAUAGGACUAUUUGUAUUGUAAAGAUUGCUAUAUAAUUCAUCACACAAAUAAGCAAUAAUACUUUUUAAUAGAUGUAAUUGAAAACAUCCAAUAGAUUGUUAAAGUUGUUAUCAAAGUAAUGAUACGUCCUAAAUCUCCAAUGAACUUGAUUUCUAAUCACAAAAUCUGAUUCACGACGAAUUUCAAUGCUUAAUAUAUUUUCAUUACAAAGUGAUACUUUAGUUUACAAAAGAACAAAACAUAAAACAGAAUUAAAUUCAAAUGUGAUAUUACAAUCACUAAAAUCAUUGUAAAUUUCAAAAUUUCCAACAAUUGCACUUUUAAUUGAAAAGGAAGCAAGACUACUAAAAGUCAUUUAUUAGUGAGGCGUAGUUUUUUUUGGUAUUAUCUUUAUUUGCACUAUAAAUACUGCACAAAUGAUAUUUAUUAAAUAAUAAAUGUAAAUGUUAUCAAAUAAAAACGGAGUCAUUAAAGAA
Messenger RNA from Trichogramma pretiosum, 2604 nucleotides. Its product is annotated as ubiquitin domain-containing protein UBFD1-like. The transcript has 3 exons. Bases 319 to 1191 code for a protein of 290 amino acids. The record is from RefSeq and is a predicted model, not a curated record. Lineage: Eukaryota; Metazoa; Arthropoda; Insecta; Hymenoptera; Trichogrammatidae. Gene Ontology annotation, molecular function: RNA binding; cadherin binding.